Cylas formicarius (sweet potato weevil) is the source of this 690-nucleotide messenger RNA. RefSeq lists its product as uncharacterized. Lineage: Eukaryota; Metazoa; Arthropoda; Insecta; Coleoptera; Brentidae. The transcript is spliced from 3 exons. Gene Ontology annotation, cellular component: extracellular region. Gene Ontology annotation, molecular function: Toll binding; growth factor activity. The record is from RefSeq and is a predicted model, not a curated record. Bases 76 to 690 code for a protein of 204 amino acids. Gene Ontology annotation, biological process: regulation of Toll signaling pathway; central nervous system formation; innate immune response.
CCGGCUGUGCAACAACUCUCCGACCCAUCUAGUCAAUAUUUGUGUCCAUUUAAGAUAAAAAUCGAUUCUUCGAAAAUGCGUGUGAUCAGUUUGUGUAUCGUUAGCUUAUUCGUCUGUCUUUCGCGUGCCAUCCCGACCGAAAUCAAAAAGAGACGCUCGAAACAUGUGAAAUUCGUUCCCGAAUACGAUCGAACGAGUUGUUACCCAUUCGGGUUAUGCAACGAAACGGCGGCAUAUCCCGAAGAGCACAUCGAGAAGUUGGUGAAAAAGAUCAAGAACAAGAAGCUGCUGCAGCUGUUCAACGAGUCGCUAGUCGAGUCGUUGGAGAAGGUGCCCAAGACGGAAUUUCGCGAGCCGAGCCUAACCGAGAACCUCUGCAGGACGAAGAGGGUUAGCGUCUUACCGAAGACAGCGAAAACCGUGGACAACAAGCUCCGUUUCGUUGUGAACGUGCAAGGACUCAGCCAGAGUCUGAUCUAUGAAACAUGCGUAGACGAGGGUGCUGAUUGCAUCGACAACAAGAUGUUCCCUUACAACUUCCAGACCGUCUGCAAGCAAAAGUACAGCGUAGUCAGACUGAUGUCGGUCAACGAGACCGGCAAAUUGGAAUAUGGCAGGUUCCUGGUGCCCAGCACCUGCGCCUGUCACAAGGUGGUGCUCAGCGAAGAGCUGCAGUUGUUAAACACUUAA